This is a messenger RNA of Mus caroli (Ryukyu mouse), 6172 nucleotides long. The record is from RefSeq and is a predicted model, not a curated record. Lineage: Eukaryota; Metazoa; Chordata; Mammalia; Rodentia; Muridae.
UAGCCUUGUUGGACAUCAAUGGGAGGAGUGGCCCUUGGGCCUGAGAAUGUAGCAGCCUCUGGUAGACAUAUGUGAAUUUCUUUUCUGAUAAACCAACAGUUUCCCAAUGGAGCAAGGCCCUCUGCAGAGGAGACUUUCAGAAGGCCUGAAGAGGCUUCUGGUAGGUAGAAAUUAAGGAGGCAGAGGAAGAGGUGGGGAGGUCAGAUGAGGGAUGGAACAGGAAGACUAGACUGUGCAUAUUAUAUGCAUGCUACAUAUGGUUUCAAUGAAGGAAUUAGGCACCCUGCCACUAUACAGUAUACUUUAAAUGGAUUCCAAAUCCUUCAAAUGCUUGUUUUAAGUAAGCAUUAAUUUUAAGAGUUUGUUAUUUUCCCUACAAUAAAUCAAAGUCAUUUGCCAGCUUCACACUGUCCUACAGCCCAUGGCUAAAUUAUCUUACUUCCUUGUCUUCUUACAUCUGAGACAAAUAUAUAACAUUGGGUCUCCCCUGAUCAGGAAAGUUCAGAAUGCACCUCACUCUUCUCUGCUUAGGAAAGCUUAGAAUGCACCCCACACUUCUCUCCAAAGAAUCCCCUCCUCUGAGUCUUUCAGGACUUGAAGAAGACUCUUGAGUCUCCAUCCUUGAGUCUGCUUUUGACUUCUCCAGACACCGAAAGGGUGUUUGUCAAACUGCUAAGUCAAAAAUCUAAUAGCCAGUGUAAGGUUGGAAGGUUAUUUUGUUUCGCUUUAAAAUUAAAUAUUUAUGAAGACUUUGGACUAUGAAAAAUCAAAGCAAAUUAUUCACACUUCUCCUCUGUCCCUUUCAGCACCAUAUACUAACCCCUUAAUGUCAACACCACUUCCUCAGGCUCAGAGCAUGGACUGGAGUCAUCCAAUUUCUCUAAAGUAAGGCUUCCUGACAGUCUUUAUCAGAACAGAAGAGAGGCUUCUAUGACAUUUGGCUUCCAUAGUUACCUGCCUCAUGUCUUCAAUUCACUUGAGGCCUGAAUCACACAAUGGGAAUGUACUGGGUCACCUAAACUCUACCUUGUUUUAUGUGUUCAGUGACCCCAGUUACCAGGGCUUAAGGCAUGUCCCUCCCCUGACUUCAUACCAGCACUUGGCCCAGCUUCUUCCAUGUCUCCAGAGCCCAAGAAGGAGGAAAGCAGAAGCACAGGCACAUUGGCCUCUGGUGUUCAUGAAUCUCUUCUUCUGGGACAGUUCUCCAAGCAUAGUUCUGAGGAAGAUUUCUGAGGCAUGGAGCUUCCAGCAGGUUUGGAAGAAAGUAAAGUGAAUUCCGUGAUGCAACAACACAAGUGAGGUUUGUGGGCACCCACCAAACCAACUCCUCUCUGGCAGGAAUUUUAGAUUGACGAAUACUAUGCUGCCUUUGCAAAAGGACAAGAAACUAGUGCCCAAAAGACGUGUUCUUCAGCAUUUGGAUUAGACCUGUUCUCAAGACAAUGGCUUCAAAGGUCUCCUGCCUCUAUGUAUUGACCGUUGUGUGCUGGGCCAGCGCUCUCUGGUACUUGAGCAUAACCAGACCUACUUCAUCCUACACUGGCUCCAAGCCAUUCAGUCACCUAACAGUUGCCAGGAAAAACUUCACCUUUGGCAACAUAAGAACUCGACCUAUAAACCCACAUUCUUUUGAAUUUCUGAUAAAUGAGCCCAACAAGUGCGAGAAAAACAUUCCUUUUCUCGUGAUCCUCAUUAGCACCACACACAAGGAAUUUGAUGCCCGCCAGGCAAUCCGGGAGACAUGGGGGGAUGAGAACAACUUCAAAGGGAUCAAGAUAGCCACACUUUUCCUCCUGGGCAAAAAUGCUGAUCCUGUUCUGAACCAGAUGGUGGAGCAAGAGAGCCAGAUCUUCCAUGACAUCAUCGUAGAGGACUUCAUUGACUCCUACCACAACCUCACCCUCAAAACCUUAAUGGGGAUGAGAUGGGUUGCCACUUUCUGUUCAAAAGCCAAGUACGUCAUGAAAACCGACAGUGACAUUUUUGUGAACAUGGACAACCUUAUUUAUAAACUCCUGAAACCCUCUACCAAGCCAAGAAGAAGGUAUUUCACUGGUUACGUCAUCAACGGCGGGCCAAUCAGGGAUGUCCGCAGUAAGUGGUAUAUGCCUAGAGAUUUGUACCCUGACAGCAACUACCCACCAUUCUGUUCAGGGACUGGCUAUAUCUUUUCCGCUGAUGUGGCUGAACUCAUUUACAAGACCUCGCUCCACACCAGGCUGCUUCAUCUUGAAGAUGUGUACGUGGGACUGUGUCUUCGAAAGCUUGGCAUCCAUCCUUUCCAGAAUAGUGGCUUCAAUCACUGGAAAAUGGCCUACAGUUUGUGUCGGUACCGCCGCGUCAUCACUGUGCACCAGAUCUCUCCAGAAGAAAUGCACAGGAUCUGGAAUGACAUGUCAAGCAAGAAGCAUCUGAGAUGUUAGGACUUCUAUGAAUGUAAAUAACUUUCUUUUCUAAGAAAUGGGGACUAAGAUGUUGGUAUUUACAGGUGUCACCAAGGGAACAUGAACUGGUCAGGGGUUUGUAAAUGUUUUGCUUUCUGUUCCUAGUUCUUUCUCGGAUCAGUAUUUUACGCAUAUUGGGCUCGGCCAUGGAAAUGGUGAGAGAGUUAGAAGGGCCAGAUUUCAGUCUCAGGUCCUAAGACAUUGCCAUUUAUUUCAAAAAGUGACUCUAUAUAACUGCCAGGAUUGGUGCACUGUGCAUCUGAGAUAAAGAUCUGGGCCAGGAGAUAGAAACUCAAAGUAACGUCCUCAUACCAUCUCUGCAAACGUAAAUAGUAAUUCUUUCUUUAAAAAAAAAAAAUCAAAACAAGUCAGAAAAGAUACGCAGUCAGGAACACACACUAGAUGUGAUCACUAAUGCUGUGUGCUGUUGUCAUGUAACAUUUUUACAUACAUUGCCAUAAAAUGUGUAUAGAAUUUGAGAUUCUACCAAUAAUUGAUUUUAUCCCUAGAGUAGGGCAUCAAUGACGAAAUAGAUGAGGAUGUACACUUGUGGAUCAGUUAUCCUGUAUGUAUAGAAAACAUCUCGGCAUAGAUUCACAAGAAUUAAAUCUGGUCAGCAGGUGGGUUGUACAUAGAAAUGCUACUUUAAGUAAACAAGUAAACGUUUUUUUCCCCAGAACAAAUAUUAUAUGAUGCCACCAAGGAGACUCCAAAUGUAGUACUCUCACCUACUUUCUUCCAUAAAUGCCUUUAAGUGCAUUUUAUGGUUUUUGGAUCAGUCAGGCAUAUGUCUCCAUGUGUAGAAAACACAUUGGUAGGCGGCCCAGAAAUAAUGCAUAACAAUUGAUAAAAUGCAAAUCUAGGUAUCCAUUCUAAUUAACAUGAGCUUGGCAAUAGUGUACAAUGCCCCUUUCACACAUUUGCAAAGCACAUGAGAACAUCUUUAAGGAGUACCAACCUUAUUAAAAGAUGUGCCCCUGCUACCAGUAGAAGAAAUGCUCUCUUAGCAUCUACAGCAUUCACAUAUGUUUAGUUAGCAAAAGUGCGUUGAGAUGUUCUGGGGAUUCUGUGGCUGAGAUCCGUGGGAAGGAAGACUAGGGAAGCCAAGUUGGGAUCCCAUUGAUGCCACAAAUUUAUAUGGACCAUUUGAACAGGCAUCUCAUUUUUGAUGUACAUCUGUAGGCUCACUUGUAAAAUGGCUAAAAAGAAAAAAAUCUACCUCACAGGUACUGUGAGAGCAAAUCACAUUUGCUAAUAAGUAUUUCGAGAUCUUUUAGUUUAAAAGGUGCUACAUAAUGCCAUGUAUCAUGCACAAUGCUAAAUGCUAGAAUGAUUUACAGUAAUGAUAAAGAUGGUUAUCCAUUGUGGCAGCAUCAUCCUAAUAUCACAAUUUACCAUAAUAAAGAUUGACUGUGAACUAUCAACGUACCUGAUUCUUCCAAGACUGGAUGUUUCCUUGGCUAUACGUUAGUUGAUUGGAGGAGCUUCCGUUUCUCCCCCAGUAUCUCGUUUUUGGUGACAAAUUUUUCACUUCAGUGUGUUGCCUUGGCAUCCCAGGAUGUUUAAAGCAAAAGAAUCUAUUUUGCUUUGGGGAGGAGCUUUGCAUAGGUUUUGCAAAACACAACUGAAAUCGUGGAAACGUUUGCCCUGUAUUCUUAAAACUCUUUAGAACAAGUAGGGCUAAUCUACUCCCUCAGAGGACAGAUAAGCACUCAGCAAAUCUCCACAGUGGCACAUCUACCGUUGGUGCACCACUCCUUGUCGUGAUGCAAAGAAAGCUGGAAAAGUUGCUCAUUUGAGCUAUUUUCUUUGCACCUUGACCUCUGCAAAACCCCCCAUAGAAGCUGAUAGUAAUGGGGAGACAAAGGAGUACACGGAGUCCCAUAAUCACGGAAUCCCUCGCUAGGAAACACUUAAUAUUUCAUCACCCCCAAAGUACUGACUAAUAUAGGACUUCCCAUCCUUUAAUGUGAUGGUGUCAAGUGACCUGGGAAAAGAUGAAGCAAGACAAGGUGAGCCACCCUCCCACCAUCUAGCCUCAAACCCUAUGAGCUCCAAUGGCUGAAAGCCUCCCACCCUCAGGCCUCUUUGGCCUCGCAGCAGUAAAGCUGAAUGCAGUCUCUGUCUCCUGCCCUGGCCUUGCAUCUAGUCCAUGCUCAGCCCAGCCACUUUCCAUGUCCAAAAUCUCACACUAUAAUAACGACGUCUGUACAUCUAUGAAUUGCUUUAUAUGUGUGUGUGAAGUAUGUAUAGAGCCCUAAUCUUGAAAAGGAGCAAAAAAAAUCAACCAGAAAAUCACUUGUCUUAAAGAACUGUUUCUUAACUUUUUUUAUGCUACAUAAUGCCCGUAUGACAAACAUGUAAAUAGACAUCCAAGAGUACAUGUACAUAUUUUAAAGGCGCUUUUCUUGUCACCUCAAUUGUAUGUAUGGCUAGAACCUGCUUGAUAUGUAACAUUUUCCUCUGCAUGGAACUUGAUGAGGCAAGGCCAUUUGUCCAGUAUCUCAAUAGCCUUAAGCAUGUUUGUUCGCUGUUUGGUUUUUUUUUUGAAGUUCAAAAAGAAAAAAAAUGGUUAAUUUGUCAAGGAAGAAAAGUUCUAAUUUUCUACUUUUGUUAAUUCUAUGACAAGAAGCUGGUCAAAUUAUUGUCAUGGUUAUUUAUUAAGCCAUUCAUAACAUUUGUUUAAGAAAAAUAUUUCAUAAUAAUGGCAGUAUUCUGGGGCUGGGGGGUUUCACUCAGUGGUAAAGCACUUGCCUAGCAUGCAAAGGGCUUUGGGUUCAGUCCUCAGCACUGCAAUAAUACAGUUAAAAUAAUGUCAGCCCUACUGUGCCAGAAGUCACUCAAAGAAUUUUUCUAAGUACUGUCUGGUUCCCCAUUAUUUCUCCAUUAUGUACUGGAUAAUAUCAGCACCUAAUCUUAAAGGUUUUUCUUGUAUUUCUUAGAGGAAAGGAUGCUUUCUCUUUGGUGCCUCGUUUAUGUGGCUUUGUGACCCCCUUGGAGCAGUUUCAGUCUACAACAAUGUGCUUUUAAAUAACCAGAUUCAAAACAUGAAGAUCAUUUUUGAUUUGAAUUAAAUAUGGAAGGGCAAAACCCCUUGUGUGAUAAGAAAUGGAGGGGAAACAAACUCUUUACAGAGAAGUCACAGAAGGAGUUUUUCAAUCAAAUUUCUUCUAACAAAAGACAAUGGGAUAUUUAUGUACAGUGUGUGGAAUUCAUUUUCUACCUUUGCUAAUAUGUGCAUUCAAAGCGGGGAAUUGAUUGUAUCAUUUCUGUAAAGGGGAAGGUACUUUUUAUAAGCCACAGGUAACUUGUGAAUGAAAGACGAAAUCCACUAGAGACGCUUGAUGAUAAUUGACAUUUAGGUAUAUUGUUAUAUAUGAAUGAUUGUAUUUAUGUAUUUAUUUGUUCAAAAUUGUACAUAUGGUUUUACCAAAAGUAACUGUGUGUUAAAGUGCACUCUUUGGGUUUGUAGUACUAUUUAGGGUUACAAGGGUUGCCAAUCAAGCUGCUAAUCAGAAUACUAUUUUUUUGUAUCGGUGUUACAACAUGUGACGAAUAGACAACACUGUCUUUUCAUUCAUCCUCUUUCCUUUCCUCUUGAAAUGUAAACUGUUGGUUGAAAGCACGAUGCAAUUGUACAGGCCCAUCUGCCAAGAGGAAGAUCAUGGUUUCAUAAGACUGAUUUUUUUUUUUAAACUCCUGGGACAAAUAAACAAAAGAAGAACUCA